UCACUCUCUGCACACCGUUCAUUAUUUUCCGAUUCAGUUUCUUUCACCUUUCUGUUUGGGUACCUUUCAGACACAUCUUUCUUAAUUCUCUCCGCUACCUCUGACUGAGGCCAAAAGUCCACCGAUCCUUCGCUCCAACUUCUCUUCUUACCUCCGGGAGUGGCCAGUCCAGACAGAACCUCUUCUACCAUGGCCACAACACCAGCCGGUCGUAUGCUGGCACGCCAGUUGCAGCAGAUGCAACAGGACAAGGACAUUCCGGGGAUUAGCUGUGGGCUGGUGGAUAACAAUGUAUUUGAGUGGGAGGUUAUGCUCAUGAUUUCGGACGAUGUCAAGUUGUACGGCGGUAUGGGUUUCUUCCGUGCUCGACUGUCCUUCCCACCGGAGUAUCCGCAUAUGCCGCCGAAAAUGAAGUUUGAAAGUCCCGUUUUUCACCCCAACAUCUAUCCCAACGGCGAGGUCUGCAUUUCCAUCCUCCACCCUCCGGAAGAAGACAAGUACGGCUACGAGUCCGCCGCCGAGCGCUGGUCCCCCGUUCAAACGCCCGAAACUAUCCUCCUCUCCGUCAUCUCUAUGCUCUCGAGUCCGAACGACGAAAGCCCGGCCAAUGUAGAAGCCGCCCGGCUAUGGAGGGAAGACCCGGCCGAGUUCAAGAAACGAGUCCGCAAGUGCGUCCGUGAGAGUCUGGGUGAGGAUUGAGCGCAUGAACUGGAGUCGGCUGCAUCCAAUACGCUUGAUUUUUUUUCUUUCUUCUGAAGGCUUUUUUCUACUGUUGACCAGCGCGAUAAGCGGGUGCGGUUUUCGGUUGCUCAUUUAUUUUGUCUCAUGUGCAUGAGGAACCGGUCAAUGGGCGGUUCAGUCUUAUACGUUGUUCUAUGGUCUAUACAUCAUCUCUCGGCUAUUUUCUUGUUGGUAUGGAGUUGCUGCGCUUUAAGGGUCUGGAGUUGAAUUGAUUCAUUCUCAUUACGGCAUCAUAGCUUGAGAUCAGCGCGCUUGCAACAUAUAUGGUUGGUUGCGGUGUAUUCACGG
Molecule: messenger RNA, 1029 nt
Organism: Aspergillus novofumigatus IBT 16806
Lineage: Eukaryota; Fungi; Ascomycota; Eurotiomycetes; Eurotiales; Aspergillaceae
Product: putative ubiquitin conjugating enzyme
Exons: 3
Coding region: 190-699 (169 amino acids)
Cellular component (GO): endoplasmic reticulum; cytosol
Source: RefSeq, a predicted model, not a curated record